AUGGGUCAAACUGUGUCAUGGCUAUCCAGCUGGGUCUGGGCUAAGAAGGAGAUCCGGAUUUUGAUUCUCGGCCUGGACAAUGCCGGCAAGACAACACUACUCUACAGACUGAAGAUCGGCGAAGUGGUAACGACGAUACCCACGAUCGGAUUCAACGUCGAGUCCGUGACAUACGGGAAGCUCAACUUCAACGUUUGGGAUCUGGGCGGCCAAACAAGUAUCCGGCCCUACUGGAGGUGUUACUAUGCCAACACGGCGGCUGUCAUUUUCGUCGUCGACUCGACCGAUAUCGAGCGUCUCCAGACAGCCGCUGACGAACUCGCGGCGAUGCUGAACGAGGACGAGUUGAAGGAUGCCGCCCUACUGGUGUUCGCCAACAAGCAAGACCAACCGGGGGCAAAGGGCGCUGCCGACAUUUCGCAAGCGCUCCGUCUCGGGGAAUUACGGGACAGAAAUUGGAGCAUCAUGGCUUGCAGUGCGGUGGAGGGUUCGGGUAUCAAGGAGGGGAUGGACUGGCUGUCGCAAACCGUUGCUCAAGAUUAG
This is a messenger RNA of Dichotomopilus funicola, 543 nucleotides long. Its product is annotated as ADP-ribosylation factor family-domain-containing protein. NCBI's taxonomy places the organism in Eukaryota, Fungi, Ascomycota, Sordariomycetes, Sordariales, Chaetomiaceae. The transcript is spliced from 4 exons. Gene Ontology annotation, cellular component: Golgi apparatus; cytoplasm. Gene Ontology annotation, biological process: intracellular protein transport; vesicle-mediated transport. Gene Ontology annotation, molecular function: GTPase activity; GTP binding. The coding region runs from base 1 to 543 and encodes 180 amino acids. The record is from RefSeq and is a predicted model, not a curated record.